AUGAGCACAUUUGACCAGAACGACUCGGGGUACAACUCGUUCCAGGCUUGCGUCGAGCUCAGCAAUCGAAAUAGAAAUGUCUUGGCAUUUGACAGCCGUAAUCAGGCAGAUCGUCGAGCGACAUCCGCAGCCUGGCGAUUCUCACGAUACCACGAGUCAUUGGUUUCCCAGUUCCCAGGGCAUCACUUGCACGCUGUCACCGGCCUCCUGAAGGUCGGCGGAAGUGAGGAACACGGUUCCGGAGCAACAGGUCAGCAGCGAGGCGACCUCGACUUGUCAACAGACUACUGCGGUAGACUUGACAGUGUGGUGUUCGAGUCGCUGCACUCCCAUCCCUCGGACGGUAUCCGGGCCCACCACAAGUCAGUGCUACGGCCCGGUUACAGAUGUAUGAAUAAUGGACGAAAUGAUGAGGCCGCUGUGCCUCGCGUCUGCAUCGUAUGUCCCGGGCAAUCUCGUGCGUUACGUCACUUCACCGUCCAGAGCUCAGAAAAAGGACCGAACAUCGCAGGGCGGGCGUACGAUAGGUCGCGGGUAUGA
Molecule: messenger RNA, 540 nt
Organism: Diaporthe citri
Lineage: Eukaryota; Fungi; Ascomycota; Sordariomycetes; Diaporthales; Diaporthaceae
Exons: 1
Coding region: 1-540 (179 amino acids)
Source: RefSeq, a predicted model, not a curated record